AUGGGUCUGUAUCAGACGUUCCAUGAUCAACCAAAGAUUUUUGGAUUAAGAGGCAGCACUGGUAAAAGAUCAUACGAACUUUUUCAAAUCAAAUUCUGAUGCUUUUCAGUGAUUCUUUUUGCCUGCACUGUACUCUAUGUGCUCUUGACCGUGAUCGUCGUCACUUUCCUCAAUCGUCGGAUCAAAUCGCCGGAGAAGCUGAACAAACCCAAGCAUUUGGAUUUGGAUGCGACCAAGAGCAAGGAUGCGGAUAAGAAGGAUAAAAAGAAGUCAAAGGCCAAGCCCAAGGGCAACUCUAAGGCCGGCAAGUCGAAGAGCAAUAAGAAAAAGAAGAAUAAACCGAGCGACAAGUCCAAGGAGAGCAAAGCCAAGGAGAGCAAAGCCAAGGAGAGCAAAGCCAAGGGGAGCAAAGCAAAGGGUUCAAAGAAGAAGGAGAAGAAACGUCCUCCGGUCAAAUUGUCGGGAAAAGGUACGGGAAAACCCUCAAAGGCCAGCAAAGGAAGCAACAAGAAGUCAACCUCCAAGGACAGUAAGAACAAGAAUAAAAAGGGAAAAGUCAAGAAGCAGUAG
Molecule: messenger RNA, 570 nt
Organism: Bursaphelenchus xylophilus (pine wood nematode)
Lineage: Eukaryota; Metazoa; Nematoda; Chromadorea; Rhabditida; Aphelenchoididae
Source: the annotation of a GenBank genome assembly